Molecule: messenger RNA, 3228 nt
Organism: Dunckerocampus dactyliophorus (ringed pipefish)
Lineage: Eukaryota; Metazoa; Chordata; Actinopteri; Syngnathiformes; Syngnathidae
Product: collagen alpha-1(VIII) chain-like
Exons: 4
Coding region: 341-2536 (731 amino acids)
Molecular function (GO): protein binding
Source: RefSeq, a predicted model, not a curated record
CAGAAAUUAAAACGACUCGCAGCCCGGCCAAGACAAAUACAUUACAGUACUUUCCCCGGUUUUCCUCGUCUGCGCCUUUUCUCCGAGACAGAUCCUGUUCUCUUUGUGUUUGGACUCCCUCCUCUGCUCCUGCGGCUCCUCCCUCUCGCACAUAAAAGCUUCAAGAGCUUCACCAGUCUGCGCUACGUCCACCCUGCAGCAGAACACAUGAAGACCUGAUACCUGACCGCAGCCUAUACAUGGCCACCGCACCACUGAUGCCUUGGGGACAAGCCACAGAAGGAAGCUAACUUAAGGCAAAACAGUAGGUGAAGAUAUUUGCUUGGCCAAUCUGAAAAAAAUGGUGUCUAUACUCCUCCAUCACAUCCACCUGCUCAUUGCUUUGGUCCACCAGGCCCACAGCGGUGCAUUCUACAGAAGCAAGACACUGCCUCAGCAACACCAGGCCCAGCCACAGUACAAUGAUGGCCAUCCUCAACAGCCCUUCAUAGGGAAUGAGAUGCCAUUACUGGGUCAGUACGGACAGGAGCUCCCACAGCUUCCGUUUCAGUUGGGCAAAGAGCGACUACUAACUGAAAGCAAAGGGCAAACAUUCCCCAGAGGAGCCAAAGGCCCGCCUCCUCCUGUUUCGAAAGGGAACAGUAUUCGAGUCGGACUACAGGGAGUUGAAGGCCCACUGGGCCCACCAGGGCCACCGGGACCUCAAGGACCACCGGGGCUUCCAGGCCAGGGAAUGCAGGGAAUGCCAGGAAAGGCAGGUCCUCCUGGUCCUCAAGGCUACCAAGGAAUCGGAAAACCAGGAAUGCCAGGAUUGCCCGGAAAACCGGGAGGACCUGGUUUGCCAGGGCCACGGGGUGAUCCAGGACCCAAUGGUGGUGAAGGGCCAAAUGGACUUCCUGGUCCUCCAGGACUUCCAGGUCCACCUGGCCUUCCCGGGAUUUCAAAGGCAGGAGGUCAGGGCCUGCCGGGACAACCGGGUCUUCAUGGAGAGCCAGGUCAAAGAGGUUCCCCUGGGCUUACUGGCCCACCAGGCCCGAAGGGAGACAAAGGACUUGGGAUACCAGGUUUACCCGGAUUGAAAGGACCUAGUGGACCACCUGGUCCACCUGGACAUGCUGGGAUCUCCGGGAUUGGAAAACCUGGCAUAAAUGGUCUUCCUGGUCAGCCAGGAAUACCAGGAAAACCCGGUCUUCGUGGUGAACCAGGACCAGAAGGACCGCCUGGUGAUAGAGGACAACCAGGGCUACCGGGUGUAUCAGGAAUUGGAAAACCAGGGAAGGAUGGCUUUAGAGGGCAACCAGGAAUUCCUGGUGGAAAAGGUGAAGCUGGCUCUCCAGGAUUACCAGGAAGUCCAGGUUUGCCUGGUUAUGGCAAACCAGGAUUUCCAGGACCCAAAGGUCACAAGGGACACAGUGGGCUUCCUGGGUCUCCAGGCCCAAAAGGCGAUAAGGGUCAUGAAGGCUUUCCAGGUGUCAUUGGUCCUACUGGUUCUAGUGGUAGACCUGGCCCACCAGGCCCAAUGGGUCCUGCAGGUAGCAUUGGCUUCCCAGGGCAAAAGGGAGAAGAUGGUGAUGGUGGGCCAAAAGGAAAACCAGGAUUAAAAGGGGAUUUAGGACCACCAGGCCUUAUGGGACAGCCAGGGUUGAGAGGCGAGGCGGGGCAACCAGGACUGAGAGGGCUUCAAGGACCAACUGGCCCCAAGGGGGAAGCUGGUAGUAGGGGAUUAUCUGGUGCCCCUGGUACUGCAGGAUUAACUGGACCAAGAGGAGAGGGUGGACAACCUGGUGAUCAGGGGAAAAAGGGACCACAAGGGAUUCCAGGACUUACAGGACCAGGUGGACCAAUUGGACCUCCUGGGCUGCCUGGUCAAAAAGGGGAAACAGGCCCUCCUGGGGUACCUGGCUAUCCUGGGGAUGGAAUACCUGGACCAGCUGGACAAGUUGGUCCUAAGGGUAACUCUGGCCCUAGUGGGCCUCCCGGACUUCCUGGACAACCAGGACAACCUGGACCCCCUGGUCCUCCAGGACUUCCUUCUGUAUAUCCUGACCUUGGACAGACCCUGCCAGUUUCAGGUCCAUACAAUGGCCAGAAACAAGGGUACAGGAAGCAGAAUGGUGCCUACAUUGGUGGUAAUGUUUUGGAAAAGCCGGCUUUCUCAGCGAAGCUCACUGAUCCGUUUCCUCCUGUCGGUUCUCCUGUUAUUUUCGACAAAGUUCUACACAAUGCCAAUCAGGACUACAAUCCUCAAAAUGGUCUUUUUACCUGUAGCGUGCCAGGGAUUUACUAUUUUGCUUACCACGUCCACUGCAAAGGAAAUAAUGUGUGGGUGGCGCUGAUGAAGAACAAUGAGCCCGUCAUGUACACUUACGAUGAGUGCACCAAGGGCUUGUUGGAUCAGGCAUCAGGUAGCGCAGUGCUCUCGCUACAGCAGGCUGACACUGUGCAUGUUCAGCUUCCAUCUGACCAGGCAGCAGGACUUUACGCUAGUCAGUAUGUCCACUCCACAUUUUCUGGAUACUUACUGUACCCAGUCUAAAUAAAAACAUAUUAAAGCCGGAAAUGUACAACUCAAGUUUGUCCGAUGUGCUACAGCAACAGUGGGAAAUCAUGACUGAUAUUGCAUUAAAAUCAUUUCAUCUGUAUGUACACAUGAAGUUCACUUUUUGCUCUUACACUGCUAUUGCUAUGUUGUUUAUAGGGCUCAAGCAUGAAUAAUUGCAGCAUGAUUAUUACAGAGGUGUGCCUUAGGCUGGCCACAAUAAAAGGCCACUCCAAAAUGUGCAAUUUUUGUUCAAGCUGCAUUGUAUCUCAACUGACUUUGGGCGAUAGGCUCCAUCCUGGAUCAAUCACCAGUCAAUCACAGCACAUGUAGAGACCAUUCACAAACACUUUGACACCUGUAAUCACUGAGUAGCAACCAACCCCACGGUUGGAUGCAAGGAAGUCACCACUGCCCUGUCACUUGAUGUACAGGAGAACUUAACUAAUUUGACCAACAGUGGUGCAAUUUGUAUGUUGUUUUUGCUUCCAAUAUGAAUGAAACACUCAACAAAUGUGUCAAAAAUAAAUUCUUUGACGACUGGUCCUUUGAUUAUUUGGCUUUGUAAUAGGGCUGUCAAUCGAUUAAAAUGUUUAAUCGUGAUGAAUCGCAUUUUGUCCAUAGUUAACCCUGUUAGUCGCAUUUAUUCUUUGGGUUUGUAAUACGGCUGGCAAUCGAUUAAAAUAUUU